GCGCUCACUCCGUUGCAGCUUGGUACCUGUAUGCAUUCUUGGUUCUUGGAUUAAUUUUUGUGGGGAUUUUGCAAUCUUUUUUUCUCUCUUGCCCUUUUCUUGGGAAGGGAAGUCCCGCCGCCUCCGGAAGACUUUGGAAGCUUCUGAUCGUACGGGAAGGUGUUUUUCCCCUUCGGUUGGAUCUGGGCGCAUACUUUGCCUUUGGGGACCUUCCGUGGGGGUCCGUUGUGGAGUGCGGCUGCAUCAUGACGCUGGAAGAACUGGUGGCGAGCGACAACGCGGCUCAGAAAAUGCAGGCAGUGACCGCCGCGGUGGAGCAGCUGCUGGUGGCCGCGCAGCGUCAGGAUCGCCUCACUGUGGGGGUGUACGAGGCGGCCAAACUGAUGAAUGUGGACCCUGACAGCGUGGUCCUGUGCCUCCUGGCUAUAGACGAAGAGGAGGAAGAUGACAUUGCCCUGCAGAUCCACUUCACCCUGAUCCAGUCGUUCUGCUGUGACAAUGACAUUGACAUCGUGCGGGUAUCCGGCAUGCAGAGGCUGGCACAGCUCCUGGGUGAGCCCGUAGAAACACUGGGCACCACUGAGGCCCGAGACCUGCACUGCCUCCUGGUCACGAACUGUCACACAGAUACCUGGAAAAGCCAAGGCUUGGUGGAGGUGGCCAGUUACUGUGAGGAGAGCAGAGGCAAUAACCAAUGGGUCCCUUAUAUCUCUCUGGAGGAACGCUGACACCCUCUACAAACAUCUAAAGCAACUGUUGAGUUGCUGUCCCGUAAAAAAAUUAAAUAAAAUACAUAUUUGACCCCUCCCCCCUCAUCCCCAAGAACAAUCCCUCAAAAGCCUCCCUACCCGUGAGACCUUCCGGGAGGGGCGGAGUCACUGAGACUGAGAUGUGAGGGGAGUGUGCGCCCGCCGGCUCUCAGGGCGGUGGAACCAGGAGCAGCACCGCAGGUGGUCGCCGAGACAGGAAGGAGGGGAGCCCAGGCCGGAGAAGGAGACUGGGACAUUGGAGCCCAGGCCUGGAGAUCCUGCAGCCAGGCUCCGCACCCAGCCGCAGCCGGGAGCGCGGAGGGUCUGGACUGACGCCGCAGGGAGGGGUGAGGCGUCCCCGAUGCUGCGGGACAGUGAACUGUGCACAGCGGAAGGAAGCGACCGUAGCCGUGGGAGCCGGGACGAACCCGGGACUGCGACUCUGACACAAAUCUAUUUUGUUGUUGUGCUGAGCAAGACAGGUCGCUUGCGUAUUUUUUUAAGUUUCUACAGAGACAUUCUAAUAAACUCGUUAAGCCUC
Molecule: messenger RNA, 1290 nt
Organism: Phodopus roborovskii (desert hamster)
Lineage: Eukaryota; Metazoa; Chordata; Mammalia; Rodentia; Cricetidae
Gene: Gadd45b
Product: growth arrest and DNA damage inducible beta
Exons: 4
Coding region: 246-728 (160 amino acids)
Biological process (GO): regulation of cell cycle
Cellular component (GO): nucleus; cytoplasm
Source: RefSeq, a predicted model, not a curated record